This is a messenger RNA of Mobula hypostoma (lesser devil ray), 12339 nucleotides long. RefSeq names its product centrosomal protein 170Ba (gene cep170ba). The transcript has 21 exons. NCBI's taxonomy places the organism in Eukaryota, Metazoa, Chordata, Chondrichthyes, Myliobatiformes, Myliobatidae. The record is from RefSeq and is a predicted model, not a curated record. Gene Ontology annotation, molecular function: protein binding. The coding region runs from base 1486 to 6636 and encodes 1716 amino acids.
CUAGCGUCUGCCCCCUGAAGCACCUUCAAUUACUCCAAAAGACUGAGGUUUGGUAAAAUACUGAAAGGCUUUUAUUCGCUGUACAAUACGACCCCCACAGUGAGUGUCUGCCCCCGGACUGAGGGGGAGGGGCAAGACGAACACCUUUAUACAGGAUUCUGUGGGAGGAGCCACAGGGGCAGUCAGCAGAGGGGUGCGUCCAGACAGUUAACCGAGUUACAACAUAUAUACAUGGUUUACCACACCCCCUUCCUUCCCAGUCCUGGUAAAGGUAGCGGUCAGAAGCGUCGACUUUUAUUCCCCUCCAUCGAUGCAGGCUGAUUUGCUAAAUUCCUUCAGCGUUUUGUUUGCGUUGCUCAAAAUUCCCAGCAUCUGAAGAAUCUCUUGUGUUUACUAUUAGCAAUAAUCCAUGUAACAAAAAUAUUAGUUAAAUUUUCACGUUGUUAGACAUACUUAGAUUAUUUGAGUUCAAAUUGGUAAAUAGUUAUAGCGGAGAUGAGGCACAACUCAGACAUGUGCAUGGAAACACGAAAUGCGAUUGCAGAAAUUUAUUCUCCUGUUUCGAACGCUGAUAAAAUGGUUAAAUGCAAUAUUUGCACAACUCUUCUUAACAUCAGGGAGUUAACAACAGAACGCUCAACCUAUUAUCUUCUUAUGUGCCGAUAGAUCUCGCUUUUCCAGUUCGGUCCCGGAUUCCCCGUAUUUGCACUUACUUCAGUGCUUUUAGGCAUAAUCUUCAACUCCUCAUGUUGACUUUAUCCACAGUCUUGGAAAGAUAAACGUUUAUAAUUCGUCCCCCAGUUAAGUCUGCUGGCAAACAGUGUCUUUGGCUGUUCUUUUAUUACUAAUGCAAAUUUUGGUUGCUGAACUGAAGAAAAGUAGCCAGAGUAAUAUCCAUAAAACUGUAUAGGGGCGUAGCGAUAUCUUCCAGCGUAAUAAAGUACAGAUUGAAGGGUAAAGUCUAAGUGUACAGGCAGGAUAAUAGAAUUUUCCAUGCAAUUUGAUCGAUGCGCUCCAAAUAUUGGACAGACCACGUUCUACGGCGUUGUGUCGGUUCACCUUGCAUGCCAGGUAAAGUUAGAUUUGGUUCAAGCUUUCUCCAGAGAGGAAGCUCCGUGUACUGUGGUGGAGCCCAGGCCGGUCACCUUCCCUCUCCCAGUCCCAGAUAGAGAGAGCGUUGUCAGGUGGCGGCUGACGUCAGGAACCUGGUGUUGGCGGCGGGGGUGGGAAGGGAGCAAGGCAGCCGGGAGAUGAGGCGGCGGCGGCGGCGCGGCACCUGAGCUUCCCGGUAGAGCUCGGCGCUGUCUCCGACUGAAGCCUUGCCUUCCUAAGCAACCAAACUGGAAAAUACUGCAUGACUGACUGGAUAUCCAAGAUUAGUUUCAAGACAAUAAUCAGCUCUAUGCUCUUAAGUAUUUCAAGACCCUGGAAGAGAAUUGUGUGCAUCAUGUUGAAUUGUGGAAAUUAGGUGCCAAAACACCAAGAAUGAGUGUUACUUCGUGGUUCCUGGUGAGCAGCUGUGGCUCUCGCCACCGACUCCCGAAAGAAAUGAUUUUUGUUGGGCGAGAAGAUUGUGAACUAAUGCUUCAGUCUCGCAGUGUAGACAAGCAGCAUGCAGUAAUCAACUAUGACACAGCAGCAGAUGAGCAUCGGGUAAAGGACCUUGGAAGUCUAAAUGGGACAUUUGUAAAUGAUGUAAGGAUUCCUGACCAAAUUUACGUAACACUAAAAGUGAAUGACACCGUUCGAUUUGGAUAUGAUUCUAACAUGUAUAUGUUGGAAAAAAGUACUCACAGAGUUCCUGAAGAAGCCCUAAAGCAUGAGAAAUACACCAGUCAGUUUCAGAUACACGUGAAAGCAGCAGAAGAUAAGAAAGUGGAACCAUCUGAUAUCGUGCAGGACCACUCAAGUACAAAAUUGGAGUCGCCAAGGCAAAAUCUUGAAAAGACUGAAAAGAAAGAUGGUGGCACAAUUAGACCCACUCCUCUGUAUGGCCAACCAUCGUGGUGGGGAGAUGAUGAUGUGGAUAACAAAGGAGAAAGAGGUGAACUGAAGAAAACUGAUUCCAUGAAAGAUAAUUCCAAAGAAAUCCCACGAAGUGAACAGGAAAUUAAUGGAAAUCUUCCAGAUUAUAAAGAUUUUGGAGAUAAAUCUGUCUAUUCAUUUCGAAGGGAGCCCAGCUACUUUGAAAUUCCAACAAAAGAAUUUCAACAGCCAUCCAAGUCUCCGGACAGUGAAGUUCAUGAAAUUCCAACAAAGGACACUGAUACAAUUCCGUCUCCACGAGUUCAUAGUCAUGCUUCCUUUACUAUUGAGUUUGAUGAUUGCACACCAGGCAAAAUAAAAAUAAAGGAUCAUGUAACCAAAUUUCCUUUGAGACAAAAAAAGGCUCAACAGGUAGAAAAAGUCCCUGUGCAAGGUGAUGCACUGUCAGCAGAGAAUAAAGUGGUUGACUGGCUGGUUCAGAAUGACCCAAGCUUGUUGCUGAAAAGGCAGACACCGAGGGAUAUUUACAGCAUCAAGAGUGAUCAACAGGUUCAUAUAAAGACACUAAAAGGUUGUAGACAUGAAGAUGGUACUCAAAGUGAUUCGGAAAAUCAAAUUGCUUCUAAACAACAGGAAAAGGGAGACUCAUCCCUGGAUUCACCUCCAAGGCAAAUACAGAUUUACAGUGAUGGUAAAAUGUAUGAACUCCAACAUGACCAACAAGAUAUGCCCAUGGGUCAACAAGCUUUUGUUAUUGAAUUCUUCGAUGAUGAUAAUCCUCGUAAACGUAGAGCACACUCUUUUACUCAAAACGCAAAUGCCAUGCACAAUGAUUCUUACAUUGCUCUUAGAGCUAAACUAGAAAAGCGUAAGGGCACCUCAACCAGUGAGAAAGUUUCAGUACAGCAAGCACACUCUUUAGUGCAAAUGAGCAAGCCUGCUACUAGUUCAUCACUUCCCCAAAGGUCUAAUUCACUAAAGAGGGAAAAGACUGAAGAACGAUUUAGCACCUCUGCUUCUAGCUGCAAAGGUUCACUUCGGAGUUUUGGGAGUGUGGGACGAAAGAGUAAACUCAGCCAAGAGUUUGCUGCUGAGCUGUUGAAAGAAACUGCAAGAAGUGUUAAAGUGGAUAAACCUCCAGAUCCUUUUCCUGUGGCAGUUGCACGUAUGCCAGUGUCACCUCCUUCACCAGAAACAUUGGUAUCACCAUUAACACCUCCAACAAAGGCAUCCUCGAAGCCAGCUGAUUCACCAAAGCCAAACUCCAGACAGGGUGAUCAAGAUAGUUUAAGUGACACUGGCACAUAUACUAUUGAAACAGAUACACAAGACAAAGAGGUUGAAGAGGCUCGGAAGAUGAUUGAUCAGGUUUUUGGUGUUUUUGAAUCACCUGACUUUACUGGAAUUAAUUCUGAAAUUUAUAGACCUGUAAUCGGUGGCACAGAUUCUCCUACACAAAGGGAUGAGGAUAAUAUGCGUUAUCAAAAUACUAGCACUAUUUACCAGCAAGCACCUACAUUACAGGCAAAUCGCACUACAGCCAUUACUGGCUCUGAUACUCUGCCACAGAUACGUCCUGUUGGCCCCAUAGCCCAUGGAAAGCAGAAGUGGGUCUCAAGGUGGGCAAGUCUUGCUGAUGGCUAUAAUGGUUCUGUGCCAAUUAGUGGAAUCCAUGACCUUCAACAGGGAAAAGAUGCAGCUAUAGUUGAUAUUGGAAUUUAUGGCAAGAGUGUUGAAUCUAUAGAUUCAGAUGCAGCGUCAACAACUAGUCAGUCAUCUCGAAAACGUCGGACUCUCCCACAGUUGCCACCCAGUGAAAAACUUGAUACUUCAAAAUCAAAAGAUUACCUUCAGCCACGUUCUCCUCCUAGCUCUGAAUCAAUAAAGAAAUUAGAAAUGGAACAGCGCUCCUUUCCACAGACUCAGGAAAAAUUGUUCAUUUGUGAAGACAAAGACUUAGACCCUGACAGUCUGAGUGAUGAUGAUAAGUCUGACGAUUCUUCCCAUAUUACAAAAGGGAAGAGUAGGAAGUAUAGAAUUUCCCGGGUUACCAGAAAAUUACACCCAGAGCAUACGUGGAAUGAUCAGGGAACAUCUGACAUAUCUGAAGGUAGAUCACAGAUGACUGAUGCAUACACACAAAGUGCAGCCAAAGAGCAUUUAGACUCUAAAAGUGGCACUAAAUGUUUCUCAGAGCAUGAGCUGAAAUCUUCCUAUAGUAGCACGAAAGAAAAAAAAUCGGAAAGCUCCGCUAAACAAACUUCAGUGGCCAAAAUGACAUUAGCGAGCUUUGAGAGAAAGAUGAAAGAACAAGAGUUUAGCUCAAAAUCAUGCAGUAUUUCAUCCUCUACAAGAUGGUCAACGGCCCCAGAUACUAGCAAGGCUGCUGUGGAAAGCACAGAUGCAAUCAACUCCACAAGUAAAACAACUCAAAUAAACAAUAGAAGCCCCUCCCAGGAAAGAAAAAAGACUUCAACGAAAGAUUCUCGUGUAUCUGUUAUCAGACAAGAAAGUUUUACUAAAGACAGACCAAGUAUUGAUACUGCAACAUAUAAAAUUCCUAAUAUUUCAAGCCGUUUGUCAGUUAAAGAUCAUGGAAGAGCCUCCCACAGGACAGAAUGCACAGAGGACACACAUCUCAUUCUGAAAGAUACAGAAGCUGCAAUGGCAGCCUUAGAAGCAAGACUCCAGUCUCAGGAUAUCCAUAUUAGUCAACAAGAAAGUAGUUCAUAUGUCCAAGGUGAUUCCUACUCUGGAGAAUCAGAUAAUGAUACAACAAGUUCCGUAAGUUUGAAAAGUAAAAAUACCACUAGUUCUGCACAGAAACAGAAGAAGCUCAGUAGUGCACCCAAAGGGAAAGCAGCUGCAUCAGUUCAAGACCAUCCACACCAAGCCAACGCUCGGGAACGACUAUCUGAGAAACGCAGAGGCCAGCUUCUGGAUCCAACCAAUAAACCAGACUACAGUCGCCGUUUCCAACUGAAACGCAGCACAGGAUCGCGUGGCUCCACAGACUUCACAGAUGACGAGAGGUCUUCUAGCCUUCCAUAUUUACCGAUAACCGAUGCACACUCUUCUGACCAGGAGCAUUCUCAGACCAGUAAACCUCAACUGCGUAAAAAGUUUUAUGGUUCUCUGCGCACAAGGGAGGACUUGAAUAAAUCAGCGAAGUCUUCAGUACAAACAACACUAACCCGUUCAAACAGCCUUUCAACACCCAGGCCAACCAGGGCAUCCUUGCUGCGCCGUGCUCGCCUUGGAGAUGCUUCAGAUAAUGAGAGUGCUGAUGUGGACAAAGUUUCAUUGGCUUCAGAACUGUCCACGACAAGCUCUACAUCUUCAAAGCAACCAACUGAUAAAAAAUUAUCACGGCUUGAUAUGCUAGCUUUGCCCCGGAAACGCACAGGUUCACUCACUGUAAAUAGUGACACGGAAACUACAGUGCUGAGAAGCAGUUUUAGUGCAAGAAGCGUAGAUGUAACUGCUACUAGUCGCAAGUCCGUCAGUGCUGAUGCUAAAGCAGCAGCCAAAAAAGUUACUGCAAGCACAGCAAAACAAACAAGAGUCCGUGGUAAUGGUACAAAAUCAGUUUCUAACUCAAGAUGGAGACAGCAAACAUCAGAUUACACUUCUACUUCAGAGGAGGAGUAUAACUCAAAUCACACUUCUCCUAAACACAACCGCUUGCAUGCCUCAACAGCUACCCACAGCAACAGAGCCCAGUCUUCCCAUUCAGGAAGAACAAGACAAAAUAUGAACGAUGUUGAUGAUCCUUAUGAAAACUGGACUACCCACAGUGCAGAAAUUGCAAGACUCAGCCAAGAUUUAGCUAAAGAUCUGGCAAUCCUUGCUAGAGAGAUUCAUGAUGUGGCAGGAGAUGGAGAUUCUUUAAGUUCAUUACCACCUACAUCUACCCUUAGCUCUACAAUUUCAGCCAGGGAAGAGAUUUCAAAGUCAUCAUCAAAGACAUCCCGUAACUCACAGUUGGUGCAGCACAUUCCUGAAGCAAGUCUGAACUUCCAGAAGGUUCCUCCAGAAUCUUCGGGAAUUAGAAAAGAUUUGGAUCAAAAUAUGAAUGAUAGCAAAGAUCCAGAUUCAAAAAGAAGAACCUGGAACAGAGAAGAGGUCAUUCUGGAUAAUCUGAUGUGGAAUUCAGUUUCCCAGCUGUCACAGUUUAUACGAGAAAAUAUGGAACAGACUGCAGCAAAAAUAAAAAUUCUGUUCCAAAAUAAAGACAGAAAUUGGGAAGAGAUUGAGGCCAAAAUAAACUCUGAAAAUGAAGUACCAAUUCUCAAAACAUCAAACAGGGAAAUCUCUUCUAUUUUUAAAGACUUGAGAAGAGUUCAGAAACAAUUAGAUGUAAUCAAUACAAUCAUAGACCCCGAUGGAUCUCUGGAUGCCUUGACUGCUAAUCAAGUGCCACCAAGUUCUGCUUCAGCUAUGAAGAUGAAAGAAAGGACUGUUAAUACAAUGAUCUCCUCAAAAGAUUUGCCUAAAUCACCAAUGCAGAUACCGAUGGCAUACGCCCAGCAGGGCUCCAAACCACCUCAGAUGUCAUCUGACCCAGACAGCAUUGACUCUGACACUGAGUGUAAUACUCAGUAUACCAUGGUAGAACCAAAUAUAGAAGAUGCCAUUACAAUGCUUUGAAAGAGCAUGUUUUGUUUUGGCCAUUAUUGCGCUGGUGUGUAUUGUCAUUGUUGCAAUGUGAGGGUGAUUGUGGAAAAAAAAACUGUAUAGAAUAAUAUUGUGACUGAUAUAUUGCACAGAAAGAGCUUUUUGGAAAAAAAUGGAAAUUAGCAAAAAAAAACUUAGCUAGGCUGCAUAACACUGUGGCAACGUGAAUUCAGCAUACAUGCAAAAUGGAAUGUGACUGAAGUCGAAAACAAAUAUUUGAGUUCUUGACGAAGGUGUGCCAUUUGAAUAUUACAGUAUGUAACUGCCGUGCACUGAAGAACAUUCUAGUUCCACAAGUUCCGUUUUGCAUGUCAAGUUCAGCACAAACUUAAUGAUUGAACAAUGGCUCCAUAUUUAGCAAGUUAUUACAUUCUUAGUAUUCUUUUGCUUUUUUAUAACAUGAUACGAUAUGGACAGACUGAUACUUAACACACAGUGGUGUUUUCAAUAUUGGUUAAUUAUUUUGUGAGGGAGAAAUCAAUCAUUGUGCUCUAACCUAAUCUUUAUUUUCUUGUUAACACGUAAUAGUUAAAUAUCUGUAUUCAGAUCAAGUAUGUGGUAUAAUUUCAGCACAUCACUACUAUGCAUGAAUACAUAAGGUUUUUCUAAUCCUUGAUGAUGUUGAGCAGCCUUUAAUUUUGUGGGAGGAAACCCAUACACAUCACCUCAAUAAUACGACAGUUCUAAAGCUUCCAGACAGUUUUCUAAUUUAAAUUAUAACCAAUUCAAACUAACACAACCUCCUCAGCCAGUAAAUUCUGCAAGAGCAAAAUUGGGACUUCCCAACCAGAAAAUAAUAACGCACAAACAUAACUCAUACUUUAAAAUGUUAAAGGUUUAACUAGGAAAGUAUUGCAUUUGGAACUAUUUUCAGUUAUAUGUGCUUAAACUGAGUUUUUUUUUCUCAAACUGUUCUUUUAACAUGCUUACCUUUGCCUUCCAUAUUAUCCCCUUUCAGCUGGGAAUGCACACACCCAUCCAUGAACUUCCCCAUAAUUAUAGCUAAUUCCACCAGCGCAUGGCAUGCCUUCUCUACUGAUCUAACACGCCAAUGAUCACAGAACUUUUUCAUAGGGAAGAAUUUGCCUAUGUGAUAUUUGUAGUUUGGAUAGCUUGCAUGAAGGUUUAGAAUAGUAAUAUUAGAGCUGUCAAAGUGUCAGAUAAGGCAAAUGACUAAAAAUGAUGCUGAUUUUUGAGAAGUUUCAUUAAUAGAAAAUAUUUCUCCUGUUCUUUAUUGACAGAAGCAUUAAUGAUGCCUACAUUUGUGCUGAUGAGCUUCAGAAACUUAAUACACAAGCUCUAGAGCUGAUAAACCAAGCAAAAAUCAUUAAAAUUGAUCAUAUGAUCAUAAACGGUACAAAUAUGAAACAUGCCCAGGACAAAGGCAUUAAAAUAUUAAUUCAGUACUAAUAUCUUUAUAUGCCACACUGUACUACCAAUAUAUUGCAUAAAUAACAGCAACAAUGUUCUGUGAUAACUGGAAUGAUAAAAUAGCAUAUCCCUAUCUUUGUAAUUGUGGUAUUUAUUUCAGAGACUUGGUUCUUAUGAAGUUUGACCUCCUUACUGCAGAUUAACCCAUCUAACACAAAACCAAAACCAAAGAUCUUAGCUUCUCACCUGCAUUUUCUUUAAAUUCACUCUUUCACAUCAGUUGGUUUAAUACAACUUCCAAAGGUUUAUGGAUCAGUUCUCACAAUAAUUAUCCACCUUCAUUUUAUCAUUUCCUAUGAUGUUAGUUAAUGAACAAAUGACGGUGUGAGGCUACCUAUAGUACACAACACAAUGGAUGAAUAUAAUUGUGGCAUCUGUAUACUAACUGCCCGUUAUGCCAUUGGCAUUUAGGGCAGCAAUGAAGGUCCUCCAUUUCUGUCUGUCCUUGGCCAUCUUUUGGUCUUGCCAGUGUUCAGGACUUUCUUCAUCAUACCAAUAGCUUCCUCUCAGUUUUCACUGCAGUCAACCUUGCAAGUCCCAGGUGGAGACUCAGGAACACCGUCGCACACAGAUGUAGAAAGAUCCUUCAUUGCUGUUUCUGUAACAAUUGUGUCUGACCAGUCAGGGUUGUUCGACGGGAGAUGAACCCCCAAAACGAGAGCACUGGUGGACCGCACUUUGUCUGGCCUCCACCCUUUGACCCUGUUUGGCAUGAGUGUCCCUACCAAGAGCUCUGACUCCAGCCAACAUAGCUCUCCACAACCCUCCAAACCACAACAAGGUUGUGACCUUCUUAGAAGGGUAUCUGUAUACUUUGUCCGUUACGUGCAUGUGCCUGCCUGUUCCUGUUUCUAAGCUGCAUAUGUUGUUUCAGCAUAUGUUUAACUACUCACCAUAAAAACAAAAGCUGGUGGCAUGGCAGCAAACAAUUAACAAUGACUAAUGUUUAAUGUGCACAGCACCUCCACGUGUGAUAUCAAAUCCCCUGCAUUUCUUCCUGGAGUGCAGCUUUUGGUCUGCAUCUGCCUUUUAUGUAGUGUGUACUGUAGGUAUCUGUGUGAGAAUUUGAAUACAAGAAGUACUUUUUUUUUGUUUGUGGAGUUGACUAGUAAUUGUCUUCCACUUGCAGAUUAUAAUUUUAAAUGGUUACAGAAUAGUGAAGCUAUAUUAUCCAAACUUCAGUUCCUUUUCUAUUUAUUUGCUGCAAAUAAUUCUGUUUUUAGAAAGGAAGUAUGCUUCAACCUUUAGCUUUAGUCCUGAUUUGACUGAUUGCUCUCAGCAAGUACACUGGUUUUAUGGAGGAGAAAUAUUGUCACCUCUUUUCACUGAGAACUAAAUCAAUAGCAGAAUUGCAGGUUUCUUACAGCAGUAUAUGAACAUGUUAUUGUAUGUUGCUUAGGUAGUGGCUCUUGUAUGUUCAUAAGUUAAAUUUUAUGGGGACUUUGCUAUUUUAAUUGUUGACAAAUAACAAAUUUUGCCAAGCAGUUUGGAAGAUUCUGAAUUAGAAGCUGAUAUCUUAAAUGAUUAGUUAAUUUAAUAAUCAGACGUAGUAUGCUUACACUAAAUUUUUGUAAAUGUAGAAAUAUGUAAUUCCUUCAAUAUUGUUGUACACUGUUCAUAAGUAAUGUCCUGUGCUAAAAUGUCUUAAGCACUUGUUGCUAGCCUGCUGAAACUGUACUUUUUCUUGAGUGGCACAUUUAUUAUUUUACUUGUAACAGAUUCUAUUUAAAUGAGAAAUACCAACUGUGCAGCUUUUAAUUUCCAACUGGAUCAUGCCAUUUUUGGAAUAUUGUAUUUCUGUACACACUCCAGCUUUCCAUUUAUUGUAUAUUUCACUUUUGCACAAUUGUAUAAAGCUGAAUAUACUCGGCUUUCUUCCAUUUUUGGCCAGUUUCAAAGCAGUAAUUUAUUUUGUUGCCUUAUAAUGAAUAUCAUGUGUAAAUUUUGUUGAAAUGAAAGCAUUUGAUUGUUAAAUUGUUUUGCACAGUAGUAUAAUUUUUAAAUUCUAUUUAAUUUUUCCAUAGAAUGUAACUACAAUAAACCAUUCUACAUAGCAGUGAAAUGUUUGUGUUUUGAAAAUCCAUGUGAACAACUGUUAAAUUGCUAAACUAACUAGGCUGCAAGAUGAAGUAUUUAGUAACCAUAAAAAAAUUGACAUGUCAGCUCAAGGUAUCAUACUGCUCAGUACCAAAUUGAGACUUUGACUGCUUUGCAUUUACUGACACUCUUAAAUUGUAAUGGUAUCCUUUUCCACAUGUCUGUCUGGAUCAGACAGAGGAAAAUUAACAAAAGUAUGCUUAAAAUGGCAGAGUAUUUUAUUCAUAAGAUUUCCUUCUCCUUAAAGUUUAGCAGCUGGCAUCCCAGGGAGUUAAAUAAUCAGAGAAAUUUACAGCACAGAAUUUGAGUUUUUGGACUGUUGUAUGCAUGCCAACCAGAAAUCUCACUCAUAGCUCUGCAUGUUGUGUUUUUUUCAAAUGCUUUACCAAGUACUGUAUAAAUAUAAGAAUCCACUAUUCCUUCAGGCAGUAGGUUCACUUGUUGAGCAAAAUAACUUUAAAUCUGAUCAAAUUAAUUUAGAUAUAUCCCCAUCAGUUACUGAUCUUUUGGCUAAUGGAAAUGGAUCCUUCUGUUCACCACGUCCAUGCCUCUCAUAAUUUUCAUUUUUCAUCCAUAAAGAAACAAUUCUCCAGCCCUCACAGUGCUAACAAAUUCUUCCUGUACUAUUGCUGGUUCUCUUUUGCUGGGUACAGUACAAUUUCAGCAUUACCUUUCUGAUCUUGUAUUCAGUGCUUUGACUGAUACAGAUAAGUAUCCAUAUCCCAGCUUACCGACAUACCUUGCUUCCUCAAGAUCCCUAUUUUCCAUUACGUUUGGUAUCCAAACAUUUAUCAGAUGUUUCCUUGCAAUGUUUGCCCUCUCUACAGACAUGACUUUGCACUUUUGGGAAUGGAAUUCCACUUGCCACUUUGGUGUCUCUUGCUGCAUGCAGCUCCAGUGACCUUGACAUCACUAUUGUCUGUGCAGAGUUCGCUUAUUUUUCCCCUGGUGUGUUGGUUUCCUAAUACAUUCCAAAUACGUGCUGGUAGGUUAAUUAGCUGCUGUGCCAUACUCCCUUAACAUAAGUUGAUGGUAAAGAUAAUCAAAAGGGAGUUGAUGACCAAUUGUGAGAGAGACUGUUGUAGGGGGUACAAGGAAGUAAUGGGAAUAGGACUCAAACUGAUGGGCCAAAUAGCUUCCUUGUGCAUUGUUGUAUAUCUAAAAAAGGUAAUUGGUUCAUUGUUAUUUUGUGAGAAAGCUGACAAUUUUAUGUUUCAAGAUGAAAGUAUGUUUUCUAAACAAAUUAGGAAACAGAUUCAUAUCAAACUUCAAUGACUUGUUCAACAUUUCAUGUGAUAUUUUCAGUAAUAAUAUUUUAAAUGCAUUUAGACUAUUUCAGACUCGUCCAGUAUUUUGUGUUACUCAGAAAUUCAGAUUCAAGUUGGAUUUCAACAUGAAUGUUAUGUUGAGGAGUUUAUUUUUAUUAAUGUCCCUUAAAAUAAGAAAUGGUUUAAUAGUGCAAAUGUUCAAAAGUUAGAAGUAUUGUUUGGUUAUUUGAACUGAAUUGCAAUACACUAGAUGAUUUGCCACAAGUUAUGCUGGAUACUACAUUGAUUAGUUAGUAAGCCUGAAAAUGCAAGUUAUGACAUUCGUCAUCCUGCAAUAUUGAAUUACCGUUUGGUGUUGUGCAGCUAAUGAAUGAAAACAUCAGUCAUAAUUAGCAACACACAUAAAAAAAAUGCUGCCUGGCCUGCUGCGUUCACCAACAUUUUUUGUGUGUGUUGCUUGAGUUUCCAGCAUCUGCAGAUUUCCUCGUGUUUCAGUCAUAAUUAGCAGGCCAGUAUAGAGCUGACUUGCUGUAUUACACCAAAUGGCGCCUGAUCUAUUAUGCAUUGUACCUGGUUUUGGGGCAAUCAACAUUCAGACCCAAGUCUUAUUGUUUAAUGGUCUGCCAUUGAAAAAACAUUCUGAUAAUUUUAUGGUCUGACUUGAAGUAGCACCAGAAGAGGAAACAAAUUCAGACUUCUCAGGAGAAACUGAUCAAAUAAAUUUACUACAGUUGAUGUAAGUUUUAAAAUAACAACACAAAUUUUUUUAAUGUAUAUGAAUUGUAAAAAGCUUGCUGAGUGCUUUUUUAAGUUUUAAGCAUCUGGUGCUUAUGUUUAUUCAUAACCAAUCACAUUCUGGUUAUGAACAGGAACCAUUUAA